Messenger RNA from Panicum hallii, 2162 nucleotides. RefSeq lists its product as uncharacterized. The record is from RefSeq and is a predicted model, not a curated record. NCBI's taxonomy places the organism in Eukaryota, Viridiplantae, Streptophyta, Magnoliopsida, Poales, Poaceae. Bases 166 to 1791 code for a protein of 541 amino acids. The transcript has 4 exons.
AAAGGACGCGGUCGUGGACCGAACAAACCUUUCCCCAAAUUUUCCCCUCCCCCCGCACCGAACGAACUCUCGAUCCGAUCCCGAUCCCUGCAGGGCGCCGCCUCGGCUCCCCGAUCCGGCCCCAGAUCUGCUCGUCGUUCGACGGGAGCUCUCGAUUGGACAAGCAUGCUGCAUCAGGAAAACAGUGAGGCUUUUGUCAGGCACCACUCUGAACAGCUUGCAUGUAGCAAUAUGAGGGGAGCAGAUGGUCAUCCAAGUUUCCUUCCUGAGACAUGCCAGAUUGCAGUUUGUCCCAAAGUUUGUCAGAGGGAUGAAAAGGUUUGCUCAUUUGAUGAAGACUCGGUGCAUGGUGUUCAUCUAGUAAAUGCUUCUUUUGAGUCACUGUUGGUGGCAAGUGGUGUCAAAGAAGCGCCUACAGUGGAUCAUAACAAGAGACAUGCAUCCAGUGACAUGACGGACAUAGUUGAAUGCAAACGGCAGAAGCAGGAAGAUCAAAUUACACCUAAGGAGGACAACUAUACAAGUGCUGAUGAGGAUGUUCAUCAGUAUCCCACAUACACAACAUAUGAAAGAAGCUUUGACUCGCCGAGAUAUGAGAGUGAGGAAAGUGAAGAUGAGGGUGUAGAUUCACCUGUGCAUUUUUCACUUGCUCAUACGUAUAUUGAAGAUGAUCUGUGGCCUGCCAGCUUUCAUCAAUCUGUGGGUCCUUGCCCCCCAAGGAAACCUGUUCCUAUUGGGCCAAAUCAUCAGGCUGAAUUACCUGAGUGUAGGCCAUUUGGUGGAAAAGCGGAAGAUGAUGAGAGUAACAAGUGGAUCAGAAACAGUGUCAUGCCAAUGCCUGGUACUGGUGCAUUGUCUUUGAUGCUGAAACCUGUUCACUGCAAGGCAGGCUGUGAUUGUAUUGAUGAAGACUCAAUCAAUUGUGUGAGGAAGCAUGUGAGGGAAGCAAGAGAAAAGCUGAAGGUUUCUGUUGGUGCAGACACCUUCAGGGAGUUAGGGUUCUAUGAUAUGGGAGAGGAGGUUGCCUCAAGAUGGACUGAAGAGGAGGAACAUCUGUUCCAGGAAGUGGUCUCAUCAAAUCCUGCUUCUCUGCGCAGAAAUUUCUGGGAUGAACUCCCUCUUGCCUUCCCAUCCAAGUCCAGCAAAGAACUAGUUAGCUACUACUUCAAUGUCUUCAUGUUGAGGAAGAGGGCUGAGCAGAACAGGUUUGAUCCUAUGAACGUUGACAGUGAUGAUGAUGAAUGGCAAGCAGGUGGUGAUGGUGACUUCGCAGUCACAGGAAGGGCUGAUGAAUACUUGCCAACUGAGUCCCUUACCGAUCAAGAUGAUGUCGCAUGCAAUCGAGUUCCUCCAGAGGGGGAUUUCUAUGAAGAUUCUGAGGAUGAGGAUGAUGGUGCCAGUGGAGACAGGCAUGAUGGUGUGCAGAGGGGUGCCAUGCCAGAGGGUCUUGCUGCCAUUUCGUUUAUGGAUCAUAAUCAACAGAAGUUCAAGCUAGAUGCAGAUGCACAAGAUGACUCAUGCACAUCAUUUGAGGCUCAUCAGGCUGGCGUUGAAGAUGGGACACCUACUGAUAUUGCUGAAGACCACCACUACAGGAGUGAUGGUUUUGCUGGUGAUGCAGAACAUGGGUUCUUCGGAGACCAUUGCGACACAAAAGGUUGGGAGUUUGGUUUCACUACAGGGUGGGAUAAGCAUGAUUUUCUGUCGACAAACAAUGUCAUUGAAGAGGUGUUUGGAAAGGGUUCUAGCGAAGAUGGAAGUGACACCGCCAGUGGCCAGGACCUUAUCUGAGCCAGAGGCGGAGGCUUCUUUUCAACUGUGAAAGCUUUAGCAGUUCCCCCAGCCUCUCAGAAUCUGUACAGCAGUAGUUCGCCAUUUUGAUUUAAUGCCUCACUUGUUCUUUAUAGGAAUCUCUCAUCCCCUGUCCCUGGAACAUCACCUGCUUGAGAAACCUGAUUUUGGUCUCAUGAUUAAUGUAAAUCCGUAGGUGAUAUUUGUCAUCGGUCGAUGAUCUGCUGUAGCCUGUAGCAUGUACGUAUUGUUGUUGUCCAUCUCUGUGUUCGGGCCUGAGCAUUUUUUCCAUAUGCUAGCGAGGGUCAUGUAAUAAAAGCUGUUAUUGCUCCUUGAGCUGUGAUAUCCUUUUCAUAGUGAUUUGCCGCGUU